This is a messenger RNA of Fusarium venenatum, 519 nucleotides long. RefSeq lists its product as uncharacterized. Lineage: Eukaryota; Fungi; Ascomycota; Sordariomycetes; Hypocreales; Nectriaceae. The record is from RefSeq and is a predicted model, not a curated record. Gene Ontology annotation, molecular function: zinc ion binding; nucleic acid binding.
AUGCCUCCACGACACCAAACACUUCCAGCAGCACAGACUGCGGCUGCGCGGGAAGCGCAAAAGUCUUUCUACUGUCAGCUCUGCUCCAAAGGCUAUUCGAGGAUGAACGACUAUGAAGCUCAUCUCGGCAGUUAUGACCAUAGUCACAAACAGCGCCUUAAGGAUAUGAAAGCCAUGGUUCGUGACCCCAAUGCUGGCUCACGUGCGCGUAAGGCAGAGGCCAAAGCGGAUGGUCUCAUUAGCAUCAAGCUCCCCGGCCAGGAAGCUGCUGCGAGUACAGGAGCCGGAGCCGGAGGGUUCAAGAAAGGCGGUUUUAAGAAGAGUGGCUUCAAGAGUGCUUUCACCAAAGUCGAAAGUAGCGGAUCGGGAUCAACACCAUCAAUCAUUGAGAACCCCAAGCCGACCAACGCGUUUGAGCCUGCUCCUAUCAACCCUGGUCUCCAGAAAAACCUCUCGCCAGAAAGCGACACUGAAGACGAAGGCUAUGAGGUUUACAAUCCGCGGUUUCCUACGAACUAG